This is a messenger RNA of Oncorhynchus mykiss (rainbow trout), 3094 nucleotides long. RefSeq names its product lipolysis-stimulated lipoprotein receptor. Gene Ontology annotation, cellular component: tricellular tight junction; plasma membrane. Gene Ontology annotation, biological process: tricellular tight junction assembly; establishment of blood-brain barrier. The record is from RefSeq and is a predicted model, not a curated record. Lineage: Eukaryota; Metazoa; Chordata; Actinopteri; Salmoniformes; Salmonidae.
ACCUGUCAGGUCCGCCUCCUACUCGCAUACCUACACCGCGAGACAAAAUGUCGGAAGUAGGCCUAUCUAGUUAAGAAAAAAAACAAUACAUGGUUGCGGUUCUACAAGGUUUCGAAUGGCUUUUAGGCAGAUCGUGAAUUCAUUAAUAUAUAUAGUUUUUAAAUUGAGGCUUUUAAAUUGAAACUAAAAUAUAUUCACUUCGGAUCGAAAAAUGUUCCUGACUUUCGUCGUGACCGUCCUUAUGGCAACAGGCUCCACUAUGGCCAUCUCUGUCCAGUGUCCUGUCAAGAGGUAUGUGGUCAUCCUGUUCCAGCCGGUCACGCUCACCUGCAACUUCCAGACGUCUUCCACGCAGCCGCCCGUCAUCACCUGGAGGUACAAGUCCUACUGCAGGGACCCCAUCCAGGCAGCCCUGAACCCCAGCAGUGCUGACAACAUCCUGUCCCAGAACAACCCUAACUACAACGCCAACAUUGAGUGUGCCGACAACUUGCGGACGGUGCGCAUCGUGGCCUCCAAGCAGGGCAGUGCUGUUACUCUGGGCCUGGAGUACCAGGGGCGCAAAGUCAGCAUCUUGAACAACGCAGACCUGAACCUUGCCCAGACGGCGUGGGGAGACAGCGGCGUGUACGUGUGCUCUGUGGUGUCUUCUCAGGAUCUGACAGGAAACAGCGAGGACUACACAGAGCUCAUAGUGCUGGAGAGAAAGUCAAAUACCACUGAUCUCCUGCCUGAGAUUGACUUACUGGUUAUGGAAGACUGGUUGUUGGUGGUACUGGUAGUGUUUGGCUUCCUGCUGCUGUUGCUCCUCAUAGCGAUCUGCUGGUGCCAGUGCUGCCCCCACACCUGCUGCUGCUACAUCAGCUGCCCCUGCUGCCCUGAGAAAUGCUGCUGCCCACGGGCACUGUACGAAGCAGGCAAGGCGGUGAAGUCGGGCAUCCCCAGCCACUACGCCCCCACGCUCUAUGCUCCCAGCAUGUACCCCCAGCCACCCUACGGAGGGGGCAUGCAACAGCCCGGCAUACCCAUGCUGCCCCUGCCCCAGGGAAUGGGCGGCCCCCCACUGCACCCCAACGGCUACGGACGGGAGUACGACAGAGCCAGCUCAGUUGGACAAGGCUCCGAGGUGCCUUUGCUGCAUGACCAGGACAGUGGCGCAGGAGACCAAACUCGGAGUGGCUACCGUAUCCAGGUGGACCCAGAUGGGAACGCAACGCGGGCCAUCUACUACAUGGAGAGACAGCUAGCCAACCUGGACCCCACACGGUCUGGUGAUGCCGGUGGGAAGUACAACCGCUUGGAUGGGGGGAUGAGCGAGGUGAGUUCCCUACACGAUGACCCCCGGGGCCGUGGCGGCGGCCGCUCCCAGGCCCCACCCCUCGCCACCGUGUACGACCAGGAUGAGGCCAUGAGCACCAUCAGCAGCGUGUCCGCGCACGGCCAGCGGGGGCGUGACGACUACCCGCGGCGAGGAGGUGGGCCCUCCCCCCACAUGGGGGCCCAGGGACGCGCUCGCUCCAUGGACAAUCUGGAUGACAUCGCCCGCCGAGACCGCUACCCCAGAGACCCCCGGGAUCCCCACGAUGACUACCCUCCCCAACGCCGUGACGGAGGAGGAGGAGCCAGAGAUCGCAGAGGCUCGGAUGAUGGCUUCAGCAGCCGCGGAGGCUACGACCGCGGCCGUGACUUUGACGACCGCAGACGGCGCGAGCCCUCCCCUGACGACCGUCGCCGCAGAGGCAGCCCGGUCAGCGGUCUCCAGGGGAGACGUAGCCGUGACGACCUGAUGGCCAUCGAACGUGAUCGGGAGCGUGGUGGCGGCCGUGGCGGUGGGCGGGACGCCUACGAUGAUAGCUUUCUGUGGGAAGCCAUGGAGAAGAAGCGCCUAGGCGAGCAGCAGAGGGCUAGGAGCCGCGAGCGCCUGGACAGCGACAGCGAGCGCUCGGACCGAGGCAGGGCCCCCCGCGGACCCCCUCCACUCCCCAUGUCCCCGCCCUCCGCCUACCCCGUCCGUCGCUACGAUGACAACUACCCAGCCCCUCCCCCGCCCCCCUACAUUAGUGAUGACGAGAGCUUGACGUCCUGCAAGAAGAGCAACCUGCGCAAGAAUGGAGCCGUGAGUCGGGAGAGUCUGGUGGUGUGAGACGUUCAGUAUCCCCCAACGUAACUGAUCUGUCCCGUAACACAAUUACCAAUUGUAAAUAGUACUAAUGUUGCAAACUUGCUACCGUGAUUUUAUAUUCGAUGCCUAAACUAAGAUAUCAAAAUUUGACGGUGGAAAUAUAUGUACAAGUGACCUUAUUGGGGUAAUUUAGUAAUUGAUUGCUUCAUAUUUACUGAAAACAUUGUCAGCCUUAUGUCCUCUCAAUUCAUUUUAAUGUACAGAAUAGCUCUAACUGAAGUGCUAAGUGUAGUGUGUGGUUGAACAUACCGAGGGCUUAAUUAAAGUAGACUACGCUGGAAUGGCAGUAGCCAAAGUAAACCAAAAAGGGUUUUUCAUUCACUCUUUUUAACCAUUCAUUUUCACCUUACAGUCAUCUUACAGUCAAUGUGAGUAUGAAUGUGAGCAACCCGGAGCUUUAAGUUUCUAAAGCAAGUAUUCAUUUGAACUUUUAGUUACUUACUGUGAGAAGUCAUGGAUUUAUUUUAUUGAAAAUUAGAUCAUGCUGUACAUUUGAAAUGGAAUAGAUUUUAUUAGGGCGGGAGGUAGCCUAGCGGUUAAGAGAGUUCUUCACUUAGUCGCUGUGCCGACUAAGUGAAAAAUCUGCUAAUGUACCCUUGAGCAAGGCACUUUACCUUAAUUGCUCUGUAUAAGAGCGUCUACUAAAUGACUAAAAUCGAAUAAUAGCCAUGUUAUUUUUAUAUUGCGUUUAUCAUCGUAUUUAGAGUAUUGGAUUAGUUUUAACUGUCUGUCCAACAUGUAUUUGUCAUGAAUAAUGUCAGCCAUAGGCAGAUUAUAUAUAUUUUUUUACAUUGCUAUGAAAAAUGAACUUGCUGCAUUGUUGUACAGUCUACUUGUCAUACCCACUGUCCGUGCUGUGUUUACUGUGAUUUACAACAGGCGUCAUUUUACAAUAAAUAUUUUUCAAAAUGC